AUGGUGAAAAUUACACUUGAUGUGGCAGAUGGGAUGACAUAUUUACAUCACGAUUGUUCUCCCCCUGUUGUUCGCUGCGACUUGAAACCCUCAAAUGUGUUAAUGGACGAAACCAUGAUAGCCCAUGUCUCUGAUUUUGGAAUUUCUCAUAUAUUGACGUCCCCUAUUUCUGCAAGUAGCAGCACAUCAAGACUGAAGGGAACAACAGGCUACCUUGCUCCAAAAUAUGGAUUGGGAGGAGAAGUGAGUACCAAGGGAGAUGUUUACAGCUUCGGGAUUCUCAUCCUUGAAAUGGUGACUAAAAAUAGGCCUACUGAUGGUAUGUUCUCAAGAGUCAACUCUUUGCCAAGAUGGGUGAGAAGAGCAUUCCCAGAGGUAGUGAAGGGAGUGGUGGAUAGAGAGAUCUUGGUUGAUCAACAAACUGUAGGUGAGUCUAGUAGUAGUGCUACACCUGAAAUCAUUGAUGAAGAAUUGGAAUCCUCUGAUCAUGACAGUCUUAGUUUUAUUGGAUUAGGACUACAAUGCGUAAGUGAAAAUCCAAGAGAGAGACCGACAAUGAGAGAGGUGAAGGGUAGGCUAGAAAAGAUGUUGUAUGGCAAGGCGUAUGGCAACUUAAGAGACCAUUCAUCUGUGCAGAAUCUAUGGAGUACAAGCAAUGGAAUGGGCAAUCCAAAUGACAGCACAGAUGAAAGUGAGAGUAGUUAA
Cryptomeria japonica (Japanese cedar) is the source of this 705-nucleotide messenger RNA. RefSeq names its product putative leucine-rich repeat receptor-like serine/threonine-protein kinase At2g24130. Gene Ontology annotation, biological process: protein phosphorylation. Gene Ontology annotation, molecular function: ATP binding; protein kinase activity. The record is from RefSeq and is a predicted model, not a curated record. Lineage: Eukaryota; Viridiplantae; Streptophyta; Pinopsida; Cupressales; Cupressaceae. The transcript is spliced from 2 exons. The coding region runs from base 1 to 705 and encodes 234 amino acids.